GGCUUGUCCAUGAUCUCCCCCUUGAGGAGUUCACGUACGGGAGGUCUCCGACGUCGCAUCUCCUUUCUCUUUCGGAUCUUGCAUGCAAGGCUGGCACCACCGCUGCGUCGUCGGCCUCGACCCUUGAGAAGCCGCCGCCGCCACCAAUUCCAUCGCCAAAUUAAUUCAUCUCCCCAUACCUUGAUUAACAAUCCAAUAAACGCGUAGGAUACGAUAUAUAUCUAUAUACAUAUAUAGCUCGACCAUGUUGCUGUACAAGCCGAAGAAGAACCAGGCUGGUAAGGGCGGCAAGCGCCUGCUGAUCAGCAUCACCGUGCUAGGCAGCGCCGGCCCCAUCCGCUUGGUCGUCCAAGAGGAUGAGCUGGUCGCCGGCGUCAUCGGCACCGCCCUCAAAUCGUACUCUCGGGAGGGCCGCCUGCCAGUGCUGGGCUCCGAUCUGAACGAUUUUGAUCUAUAUUGCACCGUUGCCGGAACUGAAGCCUUGAGUCCGUGGGAGAGAAUUGGGUCGAUGGGCGCCAGGAAUUUCAUACUGUGCAAGAAUCAGAAGGCUGGCGAGAGGGAGGGCAAACUGGAGGUUGGGCAGAAAGGGAACAAUAACAAUGGUUGGAAGGCAUGGUUCAGCUUCAACAACAAGUAGUCUCUCAAACCACCUUGAGAUAUCUACCUAGCCAUUCCACAGCCAAAGUGAAAGUGGGAGUUUGAUUUUCGAUUAGCAAACAAACAAAAAAAAAAAAAGGUGGUGGUGGGUGGAAGAAAAAGGAAUUAAAAACAGAGUUAGCUAGGGCUUCUUUCUUUUUGUUUGCCGCUAUCACCAUAUGAUUAAUUUUGAUAUUUUGAAAUUUGGAAAUGAAAGAGUUAAGAGCUAG
Diospyros lotus (date-plum) is the source of this 866-nucleotide messenger RNA. RefSeq lists its product as uncharacterized. The transcript is spliced from 2 exons. The coding region runs from base 245 to 637 and encodes 130 amino acids. The record is from RefSeq and is a predicted model, not a curated record. Lineage: Eukaryota; Viridiplantae; Streptophyta; Magnoliopsida; Ericales; Ebenaceae.